AUGGAAGGUAGAUACAUUGAUAAUCCUUAUUUACAAUCAACAAUUAAUAAUAUAGAUAAACAAUCAUUAUUAAAUGAAGAAUUACAAUCAUUAUUUUCAUCAUCAUUAAAUGAAAUAGAUCAACAAUUAAAAGAUAAUCAACCAACAAUAAAUAAAGAUAAUACAAUAUAUACAGGUUCAUUAGGAUUAUGUUUUAGUUAUUUAAUGAGAUAUUUAAUACCAACUAGUAGUGGAAAUCAACAACCAACAACCUAUUUAGAUCUUUGUAGAGAUUUAUAUAAUUGUUUAACAAGAGAUUAUCAAAAAAAGAGAUCAUCUAAAAAGAGAAUAACUUUUCUUUCAGGUGAUAAUGGUUUAUUAACUAUUGGUAUCAUAUUAAAUUCAUUAGAUAGAGAUAAUGAUAAAAUGUUAAUGUUAUUUAAACAAUUAUUAAAUCAAUUAAAUGAAAUAAUCAAUGAUGAUGAUGAUGAUGAUGAUGAACAAGAAUAUCCAUAUGAAUUAUUAUAUGGUAAAAGUGGAUAUCUUCAAUGUUUAUUAUUGAUAAAGCGAUAUUGUUUAAAGAAUUCUUUAGAGAGUUUACAAUUGUUAGAGACAUUGGAUCAAUCUAUAGAGGCAUUGGUUGUAGAAAUAGUAGAGAGUGGUAGAGAUUAUGCGAUCGAUGAUGAAUCAGAAUCACCAUUGAUGUAUGAAUGGCAUCGAUCACAAUAUUUAGGUGGUGUACAUGGUUUAGCAGGUAUACUUUAUAUGUUGAUGAGUUCAUUAGAGAUGAUCUCCAUCAAUCAAGAAAAGAAGAGAUCAAUCGAUAGCGAUAUUCGAGAAUCAUUAGAUUAUUUGGUUUCAACGAUGUUACCGAGUGGUAACUUUCCAACACGUACCGAUAGUGACAGUGAUCGAUUGGUUCAGUUUUGUCAUGGUGCACCCGGUAUCAUUCCCACCCUCGUAAAAGCAUACUCUUAUUUUAAUAACGAUCCAAAGUAUUUAGAGUGUGCCAAGUAUUCAUCUAACGUCAUUUGGAAGUAUGGAUUACUUACAAAAGGAACAGGUCUCUGUCAUGGUAUCUCUGGUAAUACGUUUUCAUUCCUUUUAAUAUAUAAAGAGAGUAAUGAUCUUUGUUUUCUUUAUAAAGCUAUUGCUUUUGUAAAAUUAUCAACAACAAAAUCUUUUUUUAAGCAAUUAAAUAUACCAGAUAAUCCUUUUUCUUUAUUCGAAGGUUUAGGUGGUUUAGCUUGGUUAUUAAAUGAUAUAUUAAAUAUUUAUAAAUAUGAUAAAGAUUAUUUAAAAUUAAUAAAUUUUCCAUCUUUUUAA
Molecule: messenger RNA, 1305 nt
Organism: Heterostelium album PN500
Lineage: Eukaryota; Evosea; Eumycetozoa; Acytosteliales; Acytosteliaceae
Product: lanthionine synthetase C family protein
Exons: 4
Coding region: 1-1305 (434 amino acids)
Biological process (GO): carbohydrate metabolic process; peptide modification
Cellular component (GO): plasma membrane
Source: RefSeq, a predicted model, not a curated record